Molecule: messenger RNA, 1479 nt
Organism: Leptidea sinapis
Lineage: Eukaryota; Metazoa; Arthropoda; Insecta; Lepidoptera; Pieridae
Product: zinc finger CCCH domain-containing protein 15 homolog
Exons: 7
Coding region: 258-1424 (388 amino acids)
Biological process (GO): cytoplasmic translation
Cellular component (GO): cytosol
Molecular function (GO): mRNA binding; metal ion binding
Source: RefSeq, a predicted model, not a curated record
CUUCCAAGUUCUUGCUUUCAUGAACGAAUGUGGAGUUCUACAACCUUCAAUGAUCUACCUUGAAUUGAAUCCACAACUGUGAACCCACAUGAAUAUAAUUAAGUUUAUUAUUUCUAUAGUAGCCCAAUUUUAUCUAUUAUUUUAAUACAGUUUAUAAUAUUUAUAGGCUGCUAAAAUUAUAAAAGCAACCAACAUUUACAUGAGUUCUUAACGUAGAUAAAUAUCUGAAGUCUGAACUGCUCUGACAGAACAUAACCAUGCCGCCGAAGAAAGCUGGUAAUGCAGGCAGUAAAAAAACGGAGGCGAAGAAGAAGGAGAAAGUCAUAGAGGAUAAAACAUUUGGCCUUAAAAAUAAAAAAGGAGCUAAACAACAGAAGUUUAUCCAGCAAGUUGAGAAGCAGGUUAAAAGUGGUGGCAUUCAUCCUGCAAAGCCAGUAGAAGACAAGAAAAAAGACAAGGAACAGAAAUUGAAAGAACAGAAGGAAUUAGCAUUGCUCUUUAAACCGGUUCAGACUCAGAAAGUUGAAAAAGGUACUGAUCCCAAAUCUGUAGUGUGUGCUUUCUUUAAACAAGGACAAUGUGCUAAGGGUGAUAGAUGUAAAUUUUCUCAUGACUUAACACUUGAAAGAAAGGCUGAAAAGCGAUCCCUAUAUGUAGACAUGAGAGAUGAUGACGACAAUAUGGAAAACUGGGAUGAAGACAAGUUGAAAGAGGUUGUUGAGAAAAAACACGGUGAAGGAAACACACAGAGACCAACCACAGAAAUUAUUUGUAAACACUUCAUAGAUGCCGUUGAAAAAUCAAAGUAUGGCUGGUUUUGGGAAUGUCCGUCCGGUACCAAGUGUAUAUACAGGCACGCGCUGCCGCCGGGUUUCGUGCUCAAACGAGACAAGAAGAAGAUGGAGGAGAAGAAGAAUGAAAUAUCUCUCGUAGAUCUGAUAGAGAGAGAACGCGCGGCUCUCGGCGCCAACCAGACUAAAAUUACUUUAGAAACUUUCUUGGCUUGGAAGAAAAAGAAAAUUAAAGAGAAAAAGGAAACAAUGCAGCAAGUGGAGGAUCAAAAACGGACCGACUUCAAAGCUGGACGGGCUGUUGGAUUGUCUGGCAGAGAAAUGUUCUCGUUCGACCCGGCGCUGGCACUGGACGCUGACGACGAGGAGGAAGCCUUCGACCUGCAUACCUACAGCCAGGAGGAGCGGGACGAGGAGUACAGGAACAUUGAGCUGGAGCUCAUCGGGAUGGAGGCCUGCGAGGCCGAUGACACUGGUACCAAAGCGACUGACGACCGCCUGGAGAAGCUGGGCCACGAACUGGCUAACGGAGAGCCCGAGCCCGCGGAAGAACCCGCCGUACCCAUCAACGAGAACCUGUUCCUCGAUGAAGACCUGGACGAAGAGCUCGAGAACUUGGAUCUCGACGACUAGCUCUAUAACUAACAUUGUGUAUAAAUAUUAUAUAAAUAAAAAGUUAUUUAAUUUA